Messenger RNA from Alosa sapidissima (American shad), 1329 nucleotides. Its product is annotated as selenoprotein Pa-like. Gene Ontology annotation, molecular function: selenium binding. Gene Ontology annotation, biological process: selenium compound metabolic process. The record is from RefSeq and is a predicted model, not a curated record. Gene Ontology annotation, cellular component: extracellular region. The transcript is spliced from 4 exons. Lineage: Eukaryota; Metazoa; Chordata; Actinopteri; Clupeiformes; Clupeidae.
UGUGUGUGUCCAUCCAGGAGCACGACCAGAGAGAGCGGAGGCCAUGUGGAAGGGGCUGGUCCUGGCACUGUCUCUCUGCCUGCUCCCUGGGAGCGGCGGAGAGACAGGCAGCUCAGGGGGCACCCGCUGCAAGCCGGCGCCUCGCUGGACGAUCGGGGAGCUGGAGCCCAUGAAGGAGUCCAUGGGCAGGGUGACGGUGGUGGCGCUCUUUCAGGCCAGCUGAUCUUUCUGCCUUGUGCAGGCGUCCAAAUUGGACGGGCUGCGCCUGAAGCUGGAGGAGCAGGGCCUGAGGAACAUCUCCUACAUGGUGGUGAAUGACAAGGCAGAGCAUGCACGCAGACUGCACAACAAGCUGGCGGAGCAGCUACCGGAACACAUCCCCCUUUAUGGCCAAAGUCCGUACGACCGGCAAGACGUUUGGAAGCUCCUAAAUGGGGAAAAGGAUGACUUCUUGAUCUAUGACAGAUGUGGACUUCUUACACACCACGUAUCCCUUCCAUAUUCUAUACUGUCAACACCAUACAUUGAGCACGCAAUAAGACAGACAUACUGCAAUUCGACCUGUGGAAAAUGUUAUUUGGAGAGUGAAGCAACACUAGACGAAUGUGACCCUAGUUACAACCACAGUGUACCCAACAAUGAUCAUGGCGCAGACCAUGGCAGCCAUCAUGGUCACGGUCACAACCAUGGCAUAGACCACGGCAGCCAUCAUGGUCACAGUCACAACCAUGGCGCAGACCACGGCAGCCAUCAAGGCCAAGGUCACACUCACGGUGAGCGUGGUGUAGCCCAGCGGCAGGAGCAGGUGCACCAGCACGACACCGUGGGCCAGCGGCGGCAACAGCACGUGCACCAGCUCCUCCAGCAGCGGGUGCAGCAGCACCAGCACCAGCACCCCCACCUCCUCCAGCAGGGUCAGGCUCAGGCUCAGGUCCCCAUGGAUCUGGGCCUGGAACAGGGGUUGGGUCAGGCUCAGGUCAGGCAUGUUAGGGAGGUCAGGCAGGAGGAGGACCACAGACAGCCGUGAGCACAGAAGGUGCCCCGCUGAAAGUCCAAGCACAGCUGAGAGUGGUCCAACGCUCUGCAGGGCCCCUCCAGCUGAUGCUGACACUGACGGCAGCUGCUGGACGCCGGCAACGGCGAGGGCCGCUGACACUGAAAAGAGGCUCUCCCGGCCUCCUGACAGUGACAGCUCGGCCUGGGGGCAGUGGGCGACCACCAGGCGGUCAAGGAGAACUGACAGUGACGCCGGGCGCCCCCCGCUGCCUGACAGCAGCAGCCCAGGUGAGCCUGAACCGAGACGGGCCCCUCCACCACCACCUGAUUGUG